Rotaria sp. Silwood1 is the source of this 2313-nucleotide messenger RNA. Lineage: Eukaryota; Metazoa; Rotifera; Eurotatoria; Philodinida; Philodinidae. The record is from the annotation of a GenBank genome assembly.
AUGUCGAAAAUGUUAUUACAACCGAAUUAUUGCAGUUGUACUGUACAUCAAGCUCGAAAUUUACCAGAAAAAGGCAAACAUGGUGGAGUUGAUGCUUUUUGUACAAUAUCUAUGGGAAAAGAAAAAUUUGUUACUGCUGUACGAGAAAAAACUCGUUCACCUGACUGGCAAGAACAAUGUGAUAUGCCAAUUGUUGAUGACGCAACAAUUAAACUGACUGUUUAUCAUAAUAAUAAAAAUGCUUUAUCUAAAGGUGAUUUUAUUGGUCGUACAUAUGUUUCAUUACGUGAUUUACAAGAUUAUGAUCAAAUUCAUCGACGUUGGUAUAAACUUACAAAUAAAGAUGGUAAAGCUGAUAAAGAUCGAGGAGAAAUCGAUGUAUCAUUACAAUUUUAUUCGAAAAAUAAUACAACUGGUAGUGUAUUAGAUUUAGCAACGAAAAAAAAACAUCUCUCAUUGAAAGAUAUUAAACAAUCGUUAGGUGGUAAAUUAAAAACAGCCUCAAAGCAUCGAAACAAAGACAAUUAUGGUGGUGAUAAUCAGUUAGCUGAACAGAGUCGUCGCCUAGGUGGCGGUGAUGAUAGUACAUAUAAUGUACGCGAUUUUCUUGAUGAUUCAGCAUCGGAGUCGACAUCUAUGGCUGGCUCACAUAUGUCACUUAACAGUAUGUCAUAUCCUAAUAAUGCUGAAUCUCAGUCUAAAAAGAUGCCUCGUGCUCCAAGUAAUGGACUUGGAUCAACAUUAGGUACAGGAACACCACAUUCAUCACGUCGUUCAGUAACGUCAGAUUAUGAUACAUCAUCAAUACUUGAUUCAGCUUCAAUGUAUGGUGGAGAUGAACCAUCUACGCCAUCUCCUCCUGUUCGUUCUCAAGUACAACAACAACAACAAUAUCGUGAAGUUUAUGUUGGUGAUGAUUUACCCCCACGAAGUAAUUCAACUCGUAAAAAAUCUAAAGAACCAUCACCAUCAACUACAUUACCAACAAUAAUGAAAACGAAAAAUCAAAAUAAUUCUCCACCACCGUUGUCAACAGAUCAUAGUCGAAGUUUUUCUGUUACAGGUGAUGAUAUCGAAGCAGCAUUUGAUGCUAUUAAUGAUUAUAAAACAUCUAUGAAUGAAUCAUCAUUAAAUAAACCCAAAGAAUAUGACGUUCCAUCAUCUGAUUCAUUAUUUGGUUUAUCAACAAUAAAAGAAGCUACUGAUACAGAUGAUAUUGUUCUUGGUAAAAACUCAUUACGACGUCAAAAGGAUGAAGAAAUCGAUGACAUUGAUUUUGAUAAUUGUUUUAAUAAAUAUAAACAACAACAACAGCAGCAACAGCAACAACAACAACAACAACAACAAAAUGAAAAAAAACCAAGUGAGGAAAAAAAAAGUAAAAAACCCGCUCCAUCAACACCUAUUGUUCAACAAUCACAAAAAAAUGAAGAACCAAAAUCUGGUCAUCAUUCUAAAGAACACACACGUACAGCACCUACUCAUACUGAUGAUAUACAUACUUCAUCAGUUUCAAUCCCAACACCUAAAAUCAAUAUAACUACAACGCCUACUGCUACUGUUUUAGCAACAAAACAGAAAGAAACUACUUCAAAUGAUUUCGAUGAUUCAAACGAUUCUAUUGAUGAAGAUGUUGAUGAAUUAUUGGGUAAAUUAGAGCGAAUGUCCAGUAUACGUUCUUCGGUGAAACGAAAAAUUCAACCAAAAGACGAUAUAAUGCAACAAUCAUUUUCUGAGCAAUUGUCCUCGGAAAAUCAACAUCGUCCGAUUAAUUUGAAGUAUUCAACACUUCAAACGGAUAAAAAAAUUCAAAGUCGAGUUUUAUCAUUUGAUGAUAACGAUGAUAUAGCAACUCCAAGUAUCGAUAUUGAUACUAAGAAUUUUCUUGAACAACCAUCUAAUAAUAAAGUUUUGGGUGUUCACUCUCAAAAUCAAUCAUUAUCAUCGAGCAAUCAAACGAAUAGAAAUGGUCCUGCAACAUUACCUGAUAUUGUCGGUGAACAACCAGGGAAAAGUUCAUCUCAAUAUAAACCAUCAUCAUCAACUAUUCAAAAAUCAAACGAUAAUGGUCUUUGUGUACUUGGUUAUCAAAAUGUGAAAAGUGUACCUGUUCAUCCAAACAUUCGUCAAGAACUUAAUUAUCUUGAUCGUGAAGAACUUCUUCAUAUUAUUGCAUAUCAAUCAGAUUUACUAAAAAAACGAGACACACGUUUAAAAGAUCUUGAAAAUUAUACGGAUGGUUUACUUGUUAAAAUACUUGAACAAUGUCCAACUAUACUUCAAAACGGAGCACUCAAAUACAACAGCAAAUGA